AAUUAAUAAAAUAAGAACCCAAAAGAAUAAAUGAGGGAACAUCUCUAUCUCACCUCUUUACAUAUUUCUCUCAACUCUAACACCUCCUGCCGGAAAUUGACCAGCCCAGCUCGCCGAGAGACUGUCGCAGGGCAGAAUCUCCGGGACGAGGUGUUGGCCUUAGCCAUCGGUUUUCGCAACAAUGAGCUCAGAAAAUGAAGACGCAGCUCUGAAGAGGCGACUAUCGUGCACCAAGUAUUUUGAUGCGCUCUACUUUUGUUAUUCCCCUUUUUAUCAGAUGCAACAAUACUACCGCAUUGGUGAACUUGACAAUUGUUUCGGAAAAUGGAGUGCUCUCUAUGAUUGCUUGUGUCUCAAGACCAAAAAAGCUACUGAAGUUGAGAGUAUAUUAGAAGCUCGCGAGAAAGCCCAGACUCAUAUAUGGACCUUUCGGACCCCAAAAGAAGCAGAACGCUUUUGGAAUCAGCACUACGGACAUCUAUAUGACGACAAGUAGAAGUUUCUGCUCAUUCAGAAUCUUGCAUCUUUAAUUCUUAUGCCAAUGGUAUUAUCGAUUUUAUUCCAAAGUGUUCCAAAGAGGGUUUGUUCCAAAGAAAACAAUGGCUGGAGUCUUGUUUAAAAGAGGGUUUGGUCAUUUUAACAUGUGUACCUCCAUGUUUUUUUAUAUAUAAAGAGGAUCAAUAAUGGUUCUUUCUUCA
This is a messenger RNA of Salvia splendens (bonfire salvia), 698 nucleotides long. RefSeq lists its product as uncharacterized. Lineage: Eukaryota; Viridiplantae; Streptophyta; Magnoliopsida; Lamiales; Lamiaceae. The record is from RefSeq and is a predicted model, not a curated record. The transcript has 5 exons. Bases 182 to 496 code for a protein of 104 amino acids.